Molecule: messenger RNA, 1214 nt
Organism: Notothenia coriiceps (black rockcod)
Lineage: Eukaryota; Metazoa; Chordata; Actinopteri; Perciformes; Nototheniidae
Product: trithorax group protein osa-like
Exons: 3
Coding region: 217-1188 (323 amino acids)
Source: RefSeq, a predicted model, not a curated record
AGCAGAGGGAGAGGAAGGACCAGCAGAGAGCCGGGAGAGUGAUCCUCAACAUCCCGACUGGAAGCUUCGCUCUCAGCCGAGAGGACCUGCUUGCUGCCCGGGUCUUCACUGACCAGCAGACACCUCUCUCUCUGCAGCAUUUCUGGGAGGUGAAGUGGAGACAGGCUAAUGUGCAUUUACCCAGACCUGUGGGAAUAAGGACGGGAGGACCGAGCGAUGUCUUCGCCGGGUUACACCGUAAACUACAGCCGGAAUUCGACGCUGAACGGCGGAUCGGCACCUUCCCAUCAGAACGGUCCAGCACAGACGUACCAAUCCAUGCAUCCUCCUGCAGGCUGCUAUGGAGCCCCACCUCAACAACAGAGCUACCCCACCAUCCCUGCCCAGUCCACCCCUCCCAUCAAAGCCCCCCUCAUGAACAGUGCCCACAGUGCUAACUACUACCAGAGCAAUCAUCAGCAGCAACAGCAGCACCUCUCUCAGCACCAUGUAGCACCCUCCUCAUACAGUGCUCCCCUGAACUCUGCACCUCCUUCUCAGCCAUAUCCACCUUCAGCACCGCCGCCAUCAAAUGCCCACUACAACCAACAAUCAUUCCAGCAGCAGCAGCAGCAGCAGCAGCAGCAGCAGCAUCCUCCAUAUGCCACUCCAGGAUCCUACUAUACACAGCAGGCAUACCAUGCUCCCCCAGCAGCAGCACAGCCCUUUCAGCAGCAGCAGCAGCACCCCAGUUUGGUGCCUGCACCGCCUGGUGCCCCUGGAGCUCCCCUCUACCCAAUUGUUUCCUACCCGUCUGCGCCUGGAAUUAGCCAGUACGGCACCCUGAGUUCCUCCCAGAGCACCUCCAGCCUUGGAGUCAUGCCGACCCACAUGGGUGCACCGCUGCAUCAGUACAACAGCCCUCCGCCGGCCACAACAACAACAGCAGUGCAGUCUGGGUACAGCGCGGCUCCUCUUAAUCAGCAGGGGCCGACAGUCAAUGGUCAAGGAAGCACAGUGCACCAACACUAUGACCAGGGCCACCAGGCGUCUCUGAGCUACGACACGUACAGCGGGGUCGUUCACACAGACCCUCGGCCCUCAGGAACUCAACCAACUUCAGUGCAUUCCUCACCGGGCCACCACCAAGGUAACCUUUUACCUUAUUUCCCUACCAUACAUGAGAUGACACGUGGUUCAAAAACUUGAAUCUGCCUUGUUACCCCUCUUCAAUG